Messenger RNA from Paecilomyces variotii, 1122 nucleotides. RefSeq names its product putative short-chain dehydrogenase. The coding region runs from base 1 to 1122 and encodes 373 amino acids. NCBI's taxonomy places the organism in Eukaryota, Fungi, Ascomycota, Eurotiomycetes, Eurotiales, Thermoascaceae. The transcript has 5 exons. The record is from RefSeq and is a predicted model, not a curated record.
AUGCAGUUCCCCAUGCAGUAUUAUACCACUAGAAUGCCUGAUCACAGUUGCGCCAACGGCGGCAUUGGCAGCGCUAUUGUCUCGCGCAUCCUCGCCUCGCCCGAGCUCUCCUCAUACUAUGGCAUCUACACCGUCCGCGAUACCUCAUCCACACAUCUCGCUCAUCAGGUCUCCAACACCGCGCACGCCUACGAAGCACUAUCCCUCGACCUCUCGAAUCUCGCCAGCGUCCGCGCAGCGGCAGCUACUAUCAAUGCGCGCGUCACAGCGGGCGAGAUCCCGCCCAUUCGCGCCCUCAUCUUGAAUGCUGGGUACCACGAGAUGGACGCCCAGCGCUUCACAGACGAUGGCUUCGCGACCGUGUUUGCGGUGAACUAUCUAGGCAACUGGCUAUUGACUCUCUUGCUGCUGCAGAGUAUGGAUCGCGAGAAUGGGAGGAUCGUGGUGCUUGGAAGCAGGGCCCAUGACACUUCCUUCAAGGAGAACGCUCGUAUAUUCAACGACGAAAAAUGGAAGACCAUCCUCCACGACAGCACUGACCCGAUUGCGAAAGGGACUUGGAGUACAUUUGAAGAAGACCCUUCGUGGAUGAGUGGAAUGCGACGAUAUGGAGCCAGUAAACUCUGUGCUAUCAUGAUGAUGUACAAACUUCCCUUUCUUUCUCUCACUAAGUAUUUUUUAUUUUCCCCAAUUAACGCUCAACGCAGCGGGGAACUCCAACGCCGUCUCUCCAUCGAUCCCGUUCUCUCCAACGUCUCCAUCCUCGGCGUUGACCCAGGCACGGUCCCCACCAACAUCGCCCGCCGCAGCCCCUUCGUCAUCCGUGUGCUCAUGUUCAAGGUCAUUUUCCCCCUCAUCGCUGCCCUGCAGGCGUGGCGCAAUCCCACCGGCAACAACGACAUACGCACGGCCCAUAAAUCCGCUGGGGACGUGCUAGCGGCAGCCCUAGAUAGCAGCCCCGUGCUUGGGGAACGGCCCCAGGGUCUAUAUCUGGACGGGUCUGAGCGGGCAGAAAUUAGUCCUGAAGCAAAGGAUGAGAAGAAGAGGUCGAUGCUAUGGCGGGACAGCGUGAGGUACACGGGGUUGAAGAGUGAGGAGACGAUGCUUGUGAACUGGGAGUAG